Messenger RNA from Elaeis guineensis (African oil palm), 1512 nucleotides. Its product is annotated as transcription termination factor MTERF8, chloroplastic. Gene Ontology annotation, molecular function: double-stranded DNA binding. Gene Ontology annotation, biological process: regulation of DNA-templated transcription. The record is from RefSeq and is a predicted model, not a curated record. Lineage: Eukaryota; Viridiplantae; Streptophyta; Magnoliopsida; Arecales; Arecaceae.
UCUCCCCCGGAUGGCGCGAUGUCUCUUGCCAAGCCCUCCUCCGCCUUCCUCCGCGGGAGUGGCACGAGAACCAAUAUCCUCCUUCCCCUCUUCCACCGUCAUCGCCUCGAUGACCUCCUCUUCUCCUCCUCCGCCACCGCCGCCGCCGCCGCGGCGGACGAAGGCGAGAAAUCGUCUCAAAGAUGCCAUGUUGUGGUCGAAUAUCUCAUCAACUCGUGUGGCCUCUCCUCCGCGGAGGCUUCCAAAGCCUCCAAAUCCCUCGCCCACCUCAAAUCUACCGAGAGGAUAGACGCCUUCCUCGGAUCCUUGAGAAGCCACGGUUUCGACGACGCCAGUCUCAGAACGGUCGUAUCUCGCUACCCGAAAUUGCUCAACUAUAGUGCCGAGAGGAAUCUGGCUCCAAAGUUCCAAUUUUUCCGGGAUCUGGGAUUCUCUGGAUCCGACCUCAGCCGGUUGUUCCUCUCAAGUGCCAAUGUUUUUGGCCUCAGCCUCCACCGCACCAUCCAGUCCCGGUUGGAUUUCUGGAUGCGCCUCCUCGGCUCCAAAGAGCACCUCGUGAAGCUCCUCAAAAGCAACUUAUGGGUUAUCAACAACAGCAUUGAGAGGGUCAUCAUGCCCAAUCUCUCACUGCUGCGGGAGUGCGGCAUCUCAGAUCAAAGGACGGCUUGGGUGCUGCGGCGGACCCCCACAUUCAUCUGCAGGAGUCCGAAAAAAUUCAGAGCUUUGAUUGAGCGGGUCGAGGAAUUGGGGGUACCCCGCAGCUCGGGGAUGUUCUUGUGGGCUCUCUGGGCUCUGAGCCGUGUCAGUGAGGCCAAAUUCAAUGCUAAACUCCAAGUCAUGAGGAGUUUUGGGUUGUCAGAGGUUGAAUCCUUUGCUGCCCUCCGCAAGGAUCCAAGAUUUCUUACGAAUUCUGAGGAAAUGUUGUCUGCAAAGAUGACCUUUUUGGUAAAGGAAGUUGGUUUUGAGCCAGCGGAGGUUGCCUUCCGUCCGAAGCUCCUCACGUUCAGCUUGGAGAAGAGGUUGAUGCCUCGGCAUCGGAUCAUGCAGAUGUUGAAGGCGAGCGGGUUGCCUUGUGGGAAAAAGCAGUUCACCACUGUUCUUUCUCCUUCGGAGAAAGUGUUCAGAGAGAAGUAUGUAAACCCACACAAGGAAAAGGUUCCAGGACUAUUAGAGAUGUAUGUUGCUGCAUGUGGCAAGGGAAGCACCAUUUAACUUUGGGUAUUCUGAUGUGCAAACACCUCUUUUUGUGUUUCUCCCGGCAAUGCAAUGAGGUAUUACAUUGGACUCCUUCUGAGUGAUUGCAUUGGCAAUGGAGUUAUCCAAACAUGUUUGGCUAAAGUUGUAUGAUUUUGAUAUCGACCUUUUAGGGAGUGUUGUUUUGUUGAUUUAUGCAUGAAGGCAGUGAAUUAGACAAUUGCAUAGAAGAGAAUCUGAAGAGUUUGUAGUUCAACAGUUGAUUGAAGAUGUUAACGUACGCCCCCUUUGCUAAAAUUUAUUGAUCUUUGAAAAUUU